AUGUGUGCUUACUGGUCGAGGUUGAUCACUCUAUUCCCGCCACCUGUCGCGCGAGUAAAAUUGGAUGAUGAUGAUGCUGAUGAUGAUAUAAGCAUGUUGGAAUUGGUUCUUGCAAUCGAUGUCCCUCUUUGUGAUUCGAAACAAGAAUGGUUGUGGGGUUCUUCUUCUGCUUCGUGGACCAUUAAUCUGAGUAUGAGGCUGGCGUUCAAGGCGAGGGAUAACACCAAGAAGUGUCUAGAAGAGAAGAAAGUGGGAAGCUUAGCCAUACAGAAGGAAAGGGUGUGUGUGUUGGGGGGUGGGGGGAGAAGGAGUAGCUUUCUGGUUCUACAGGUGCCACUCUUAUAA
Sphenostylis stenocarpa is the source of this 345-nucleotide messenger RNA. The record is from the annotation of a GenBank genome assembly. NCBI's taxonomy places the organism in Eukaryota, Viridiplantae, Streptophyta, Magnoliopsida, Fabales, Fabaceae.